This is a messenger RNA of Coturnix japonica (Japanese quail), 3284 nucleotides long. RefSeq names its product c-Maf inducing protein (gene CMIP). Gene Ontology annotation, cellular component: cytosol; nucleoplasm. The record is from RefSeq and is a predicted model, not a curated record. Lineage: Eukaryota; Metazoa; Chordata; Aves; Galliformes; Phasianidae.
CCCGGAGCGGCUUCGGGGAGAGGAGAGAGGCGGUGGGUGGGCAGCGCUCCGUCCUCUCAGCGCCUCCUCCCGCGGUGUCGGCGAGCGGGGACACCACACACACACACACACAUACAUACAUACAUACAUACAUACAACACACAUACAACACAUAGAGAAACACACGAACACACACACACAGAAAGCCGCCCCUCCUCACAUACAUACACACACACACGCUCGGGCACCCACGCACCCACCUACAUGCACACGCGCACACGCCCCGGUUGGAAGGAAGGAGCCGCGGCCGAUCGCCCCGCAGCCCCGCGCCGAGCUCCCACCGCCGCCUCCUUUUGUCUGCAGCCCCCGCCGGGAUCCGGCCGUGGAUGUGGCGCUGCGGGAGCAACGCGGGGCCCCGCCACGGGGCGGAGGGGGAAGUUUGAAUUGGGGUUCUGAUCGCUUCCCCUUUACAACCCGCUCCCUCUCCCUGCCCGGCGGGUCGUGUUGCUUCUCUUUUUAUUAUUAUUAUUUUUUUUGGUUUAAUUUUUUAAUUUUUUUAUUAUUUUUUUUUUCUCGAUUUAAAUUUCUGAGCCCGCCGCGUGGGGUCGGAUCUCGUUUCUUUUUUUUUUUCCUCUCCCCGCCUCCGCCCGCCGCCAUCCCCUCAGCCGCGAUGGAUCGUAGCGGCGGCGGCGGCGGCGGCUCCGGAGACCGCGGUCAACGCGCAGAGGACGGCAGAGCUCUCCCCGCUGAACCGCCGCCGGGCCCCGAGGGCACCCGCCCCGCAGCCGCCCCGUGUCGCCGGGCCCUGCUGCAUUGCAACGGCAUGAGAUACAAACUGCUGCAGGAGGGGGACAUCCAGGUGUGCGUCAUCCGGCACCCCCGGACGUUUCUCAGCAAGAUCCUCACCUCCAAGUUCCUACGGAGGUGGGAGCCGCACCAUUUGACCCUGGCGGACAGCGCCGUCGCUUCGGCCACGCCAACUGGGUACAUGGAAAACUCCAUUUCCUACAGUGCUAUUGAAGAUGUUCAACUGCUGUCCUGGGAGAAUGCCCCUAAGUACUGUUUACAGCUCACGAUCCCGGGGGGUACUGUCUUACUACAGGCUGCAAACAGUUACCUGAGGGAUCAGUGGUUCCAUUCUUUGCAGUGGAAGAAGAAGAUAUACAAAUACAAGAAGGUGCUCAGCAACCCCAGCCGCUGGGAGGUGGUGCUGAAGGAGAUCAGGACGCUGGUGGACAUGGCGCUGACAUCUCCGCUCCAGGAUGAUUCUAUUCACCAAGCACCACUGGAAAUCGUCUCAAAACUGCUCUCAGAGAACAACAACUUAACCACUCAAGACCAUGAGAGCAUUAUUGUGGCAAUUGCACCUUUGCUGGAAAACAACCAUCCUCCUCCUGACCUCUGUGAAUUCUUUUGCAAGCACUGCCGAGAGCGCCCACGGUCAAUGGUUGUGAUAGAAGUGUUCACACCGGUGGUACAGCGGAUUCUCAAACACAACAUGGAUUUUGGGAAAUGCCCUCGAUUGCGUCUGUUUACUCAGGAGUAUAUUCUGGCUUUGAAUGAGCUGAAUGCUGGAAUGGAGGUGGUGAAGAAGUUUAUUCAUAGCAUGCACGGUCCAACUGGACAAUGCCCCCAUCCGAGGGUCCUGCCAAAUCUUGUAGCUGUCUGCUUAGCAGCAAUUUAUUCAUGUUAUGAGGAGUUUAUCAACAGUCGAGACAAUUCGCCAAGCCUGAAGGAAAUUCGGAAUGGCUGCCAGCAGCAGUGCGACCGAAAGCCUAAUCUCCCCCUCCGCCUUCUUCACACGAGUCCUGACCUGGUCUCUCAGGAGGCUACCUUGACUGAAUCCCGGCUCAAGCCUGUCAUUGUCACUUCAAAUGAGAUCCACGUGGAAGUGGAACGCAACAACACGGCUAAUCAGAAGAUGACAGCCAACGUGGGCAAUGACAGCGAGCCCAACCUGAUUGACUGCUUGAUGGUCAGUCCCACCUGCAGCACCAUGAGCAUUGAGCUGAGCGCCCAGGCAGACAGGAUCCUUGGCUGCUAUGUGGAAAUACUCAAGAUGCUGUCAGACUAUGAUGACUGGAGACCAGCCCUGGCCAGCUUGCUUCAACCUAUCCCAUUUCCUAAGGAGGCGCUUGCACAUGAGAAAUUCACAAAAGAGCUGAAAUACGUGAUUCAGAGAUUUGCAGAAGACCCAAGACAAGAAGUCCACUCAUGUUUGCUGAGCGUGCGGGCUGGCAAAGAUGGCUGGUUCCAGCUCUACAGCCCUGGAGGAGUGGCAUGUGAUGAUGAUGGGGAGCUGUUUGCCAGUAUGGUUCAUAUUCUAAUGGGAUCUUGCUAUAAAACAAAGAAGUUUCUGCUUUCACUGGCUGAAAAUAAAUUAGGACCUUGCAUGCUGCUGGCCUUGAGGGGUAACCAGACGAUGGUAGAGAUCUUGUGUUUGAUGCUGGAAUACAACAUCAUCGAUAAUAAUGACACCCAGCUCCAGAUCAUCUCUACUCUGGAAAGCACAGACGUGGGAAAGAGAAUGUAUGAACAGCUGUGUGACAGGCAGAGGGAGUUAAAAGAGCUGCAAAGAAAAGGUGGUCCCACGAGGUUAACACUGCCAUCCAAGUCCACAGAUGCAGACCUGGCCCGUUUGCUAAGCUCGGGAUCUUUUGGAAAUCUGGAAAAUCUCAGCCUGGCCUUUACCAAUGUAACAAGUGCUUGUGCUGAGCACCUCAUUAAACUGCCUUCACUCAAGCAGCUGAACCUGUGGUCAACCCAGUUUGGAGACGCAGGGCUGCGGCUCCUGUCUGAACACCUCACGAUGCUGCAAGUGCUCAACCUGUGCGAGACGCCUGUCACGGAUGCUGGUCUGCUGGCCCUUAGUUCCAUGAAGAGCCUGUGUAGUUUAAACAUGAACAGCACCAAACUUUCAGCAGACACCUAUGAAGAUCUCAAGGCCAAACUGCCCAACCUGAAAGAAGUGGACGUUCGUUACACCGAAGCCUGGUGAACUCUGCCUGCCUCUGGCUCUCUUUUGCUUCUGGUGGGAAGGAGAAGAUUUUUAAAGCAAACAAAAGAAAAGCAAAGCGGAGAAAAAAAACUUUUUUUUUUUGGCUGAUUCCUGUAGAGCAGCGAGCGCUGGGACGUGGUGGGAAGGGCACGUUGUGAGCAGGAGGAGUUGUGUUUGCUGGGACAGAGCAGGCCUGGACCCGAAUCCUUGCAGCUUUGUGAUUUCGGAAUCAACAUCAUUUAAAUUGAAAAGGAGAAAAUUUAAAAAAUUUAAAAAUUAAAAAAAAAAAAAUUAAAAAAAAAUUACG